Photinus pyralis (common eastern firefly) is the source of this 2115-nucleotide messenger RNA. RefSeq names its product transmembrane and coiled-coil domains protein 2 (gene Dmtn). NCBI's taxonomy places the organism in Eukaryota, Metazoa, Arthropoda, Insecta, Coleoptera, Lampyridae. The transcript is spliced from 9 exons. Gene Ontology annotation, cellular component: endomembrane system. Bases 214 to 1887 code for a protein of 557 amino acids. The record is from RefSeq and is a predicted model, not a curated record.
CAUUCAGUAUGAAGUAACUGUUUUGCGUUUGUGCGCUUCGUGAACUCUUCGUGUUUAUUUUGUAAACGGUCACAAUUUUAAAUUCACGGUAGAGUGACAACAAUAGGCUAGCAGUUUUUGUGUUCUCAACAACACUCCGUUGAAAAUAAGGUUACUUCCGCGUUUGGUUAAUUACAAUUUCCUAUUUAUUAGAUUUAUGGAAGGCCAGAUGAAAUGGACAGUCUGCAUGUCUCCAUGAAUCAGCAGACUGGUAGCAAAACGUCAAGCCGAAGCACCUCACCCUGUCGACCACGCGCCGACCAUCAUCAGCACCACCACACCAAAACGCUAAGUCACGGAUCUGCCGAUAGUACUAAGUCUCACGAUGGCGUAGGACAUCGUUCUUCCACACGUCACCGGUCCCCAACGUCGUACAGAGCGGAAAUGGACGAUUCCGCCCACGUGGUGCAGGACGACUCGGUGACGGCCGGCGAAGGGGAUGAGUCCGAUUUGGGUCUUGCUUCCUCGUUUUUGUCAAACGGCAGCUCGGAGCACGUGCUACAAUAUGACGAGACGGAUGGUGCUCCGAACACGCGGACCAGCGCCGCCAUCGAACAUUUAAACAGCAAAAUCAAACGUACAAAGGACUGCAUUCGUCUUGAGCAAAUGUUCAGAGACGAGAACGUCAACGAGUACCUUCAACUGGCAGCAAACGCAGACAAGCAACAGUUACAAAGAAUAAAGGCAGUCUUCGAAAAGAAAAACCAAAAAAGCGCCCACAUAAUCUCGCAGUACCAGAAGAAGCUGGACACGUACCAAAAGCGCAUGCGCGAAUUCGAAACGCACGGCGUCGCGCAGACGCACAGGCCCCCGCGAGAGGUGCUGCGCGACAUGGGACAGGGACUCAAAAACGUCGGCGGAAACAUCCGCGACGGAAUCACCGGCUUCAGCGGCUCCGUCAUGUCGAAACCGCGCGAGUUCGCCCACCUCAUCAAGAACAAAUUCGGGAGCGCCGAUAACAUUAAUCAGCUGUCGACAUGGUACAUAGGGCCCGGUGCGACCGGAUCGGACGGUGGCGCCCCUAGCGGCGGCAGUGACAACGCCGAGAAAUCCCACCACGGCUCGGCGACGCUUCCGGCCAAUCUCCACGCCGGCGCCUCGCAACCGUCGAUGAACCAGACGGUACCCAAUAAGUUCCCGAGCGACGAGGGGAGCGAGUGCAGUAGUGUGACUAGUGAGAGUUUGGAACAGUAUCACUCGCGUACUCAGGAGACGGGCGGUCAGGGUGUGCACUUUAAUUUAAAGACAAUUUAUUCGCAACUGCAAAGUCGGCAGGAGGAAAUCGAUCGACUAAAGGAGAAGGUGGAGGGCGCGAAGAUGCUGCAGCAGGACGUCCAAUUUUUGAGCGCCGCACUGCAGGAGGAGCGGUUUCGAACCGAACGGCUCGAGGAACAAAUCAACGAUCUAACCGAACUGCACCAAAACGAGGUGGAGAAUCUUAAACAGGCGAUGGCCGACAUGGAGGAGAAAGUGCAAUAUCAGAGCGAGGAGCGUCUGAGGGACAUUCACGAAAUGCUGGAGCAUUGCCAGACCAAGAUACAAAAAAUGGAACACCAAGCGGCCCAACAACAGCAGUACGUCACUCUGGAGGGCCUCGAUAACUCAAACGCGCGUGCGCUCGUCGUCAAACUCAUAAACGUCCUGUUAACCGUACUGCAAGUCGUGCUUCUCUUGGUCGCGACGGGCGCCGGUAUCAUUAUGCCUUUCCUACGUACAAGAGUUAGAAUCCUUACGACUGUCUCAAUCGGCCUCGGCGCGCUAUUCAUACUGAAACAGUGGCCUGAAGUGCAGGACAUCGGAUCGCAUGUGAUGAAACGACUCAAGGACACGCUGGACCCGGUGAAAUAGCGUCCGGCCUGUUCGUUUUAGAUGAAUUUUAAAAUGUAGCUUAAAGUCCUUCCUGUGUAAGUCUGUGAGUUUCUUUCGAAUUAACCACACAACACGAAAACGCCCGACUGAUUUUAUCGGUAGAAUUGUGUUCGCGGUAAAGAUUUGCUCUAAAAACAGACCAAUUUUUUAUUAUAUUUUUCUGUUAUAAUUGUACGGGGGGAGUAAAGGCCACCCUCCCGUCGAGAA